GGUCAUCAACUUCUCUGAUCUGCCUCAACAGCUGACUAUCUGAACUCAGCCCGCCAGUAGAGCGGCAGUGCAUAAUGUGAGGGGGGAAAGAGGGACAUGAAAGUAGGACAGAGGAGUCUAGCCCCCUUCCUUUCGAACCAAAGGCACAGAUUUGCGGCAGCGGGAGAGAAGACGUUAGACCUGGGUGGAGAGAGAAAAGACAAAGCCUUCUUUUUCUCUUAGGCUUGCCACUUAGGUGAAGAGGUCUCCGGGUUUCAGACCAGUGGGUCCACUUUGCAAAACAUUGGGUCUUGCAGGUUUCCAACCGACCAGAAUUUGCACCAACGGGAGACAUGCACAAGCGUACCAAGAUAAAGAUUGCCAUCUUCGUGCUGGUGGUGGGAAUGGCGUGCAUGUUCACGGCGGUGGUAACGGACCACUGGGCAGUGCUCAGCCCGCUGGUGGAGAAGGCCAAUGAAACCUGCGAGGCGGCCCACUUUGGCCUGUGGAGGUUGUGCAAGAAGCACAUCUACAUCACCCCGGAAAACUUUGCGGAGGGUCAUGGCUGUGGACCAAUCAGCCUGCCUGGAGAGGAAAACUGCACUUACUUCAGGCACUUCAAUCCAGGUCAAGAUGCUGAGAUUUUUGAAUACAAAACACAAAAAGAGUACAACAUUUCAGCUGCUGCCAUCUCCAUUUUCAGUCUGGCUUUCAUGAUCCUCGGAUCCCUGUGUCUGCUGGGAUCAUGCACUGGGAAAGGCAAAGGAAGAGACUACCUCCUCAAACCUGCAGGAAUGUUCUUCGCAUUUGCAGGUAUCUGCGCUUUCACCUCACUGGAGGUGAUGCGUCAGUCGGUGAAACGCAUGAUUGAGAGCGAGGACACUAUUUGGAUCGAGUACUACUACGCCUGGUCCUUCGCUUGUGCCUGCUCUGGCUUUGUCCUCCUCUUUCUCGCUGGCAUCGCGCUCCUCGUCCUCUCAAUGCCUCAGAUGCCCAGGAAUCCCUGGGAGACGUGCAUGGACGCCGAGCAGGAGCAAGAGUGAUGUCAGACGGUCAAAUCCAGCCAUGAAUGAGUCCGCUCUUUUGAUUUAAGACUUUAGAAAUAUUUUGAGAACAAGAGUUUUUUUUUUUUUAUUCCUGCAAAGAAUGAAGUAAAUAAGAAAAAUAACAUAUUGCUGGUGUUUGUGCAUCAUAGUCCUCUUUUCAAACAGUAGUUGAAUGGGGCCUUUUGUGUUAAUGUGAUUUCCUAAACCUAUGUGCUCAAAAAACAACUGAGAACACAAUUCACACACUGGCCUUUUGUGUACAGCUCAUCAUUCACAGCCUUCGUGUUUUUCUUUUUCUUGACAAAUUUAUGUCGACAAAAUAUUCUUAAUGUGACCAUAGUCUUACCCGGGCUCUCAUGUAUUAUUGUCAUGCACGUUUAGACACGAAUGGCCCUCGGGAUUUUAGAACAAGAUCAACAACAGCCUACUGACAGAGUAAAUUUGAGCUCCAGCUCCACAUAAAAUAACCCUAGUGCACCUAAUGUAUUUUUGAUGGCAUCGCUCAAGGACCUGCUCACCGACAAUGUCAAAUAAACAUCUCGAGGAUUAUUAAAAGAAGCUUCAUAGGUAACGAAUGUAGAAACAAGCAGUGGCUAUGAGGAGGUUCUUUGAGUGUGUGCGUGUCAGACUGAAUGCUAAACACCCCUCAGUCUGCAGCACCAGUCCUGUUGGAAAAGGUUCAGUUUUAGCAGGUGCAGUGCACAUACACAAGGCCUCUUACUUGUCUACAGCUCCCCAGUCUCACCACCGAUAAAACACAGAAAGUUUAAUGUACCCGAAACAUGGUUAACCUUUUAAAUUUUAGAAAGUGUUUAUUCAGACGUACAAUAAUUAUCAAUUCUGCUGGGAAAAAAAACAAGAGUGUAGGAUUUCUAACCCAGAAAAUCAGGACCCGCCAUCCUUCUGUAAUCCUACAUGCAGGAAGAGCUGUAAGGCAGGGAUAGUUUGGAUGAAGUUCAGUGAAGUUAUUAGUGAUAAUUCCCUUACCUGCAGUGGACAGAUUUCAUAUCACUGCGAGUUUGUUUUAAAAAAAACUAAAUAAAUCCUUAGAGAGCUGAUAAGCUAACUGCUCAAAAGUCGGAACCAACAUUUUAGCUGAUUUCAAGCUAAAACUGUAAAUGAUAAGGCAUUGACCAGGACUCAAUGUUAGAGGUCAUUAAAUGUCUACCCUUUCACAAGUUUGUUUACGGCUGUUUCAUAAGCCGGAUAACCUUGGUGUGCAAAAGUCAUGUUUGCUGAGUGCCGUCUCAUCGGGUGAUCUGCACGGGUCAUUUUCAAACGUCUAUAAGACCUGAAAGAGCACAAAAAAAAAAAAAAACACCAUGUCCCACACUGCUCCACAAAUGACAACCCAAUACUAACAUUUAAUCCACUGUCGGCAGAGAAAAGGUGACCGAUGCAGCCGACAGCGUCAAGGAGCUUAGGGGAGAGACAGAGAAGCUAAGAAAACAGCAGCUAUCCUGACAAUGUGUUGUGAAAGUGAGGCUAUUCAACCAAAUAAUGCCAAAUGUAUCAUUUCAGUACGAUUCAAUGUAAAGCUACUCCUGAAACCUCGUCCUCUUUGUUAAAGUUUGAACUUUCCAUAAAAAUCUAAUUCUACCCAUGAGCAAAAAUGCUACUUUUUUUUUGUUUUUGUUGAAUAUAUGCAUUCAGUUCGAUCUUUUUGAUUGUGAUCAUGACCCCAAUGUAUCACUUAUGAUAAACAAAUGGAAGAUAUUUGAGAGAGCCAGGCAAGUCAAAACUAUUACUAUUCUAUGGCAAAUACUGCUUGUAGAAGGCUUUAAUUGUGUUAACAGCGACUAAUAUAGAUUUAGGUACAAUGGAUAUAAACAUAUUCAAUUUAUAUAAUAUUUUAAAUUGCUGAAACUAGGUAGAAUGGGGGUCUGGCUGAUACACCGUUAGCCUUUGCUUUUCUGAGGAGCUCUUUACUUUUCUACAAGCUCAAUAGUAUCAAGAGAAAUUCCCAGAAACUCACAUAAAAUCCCAACUACCACUAAUGAGUGAUUUUUAAGCUGUUUUUUAAGUAAUUGUUGCACCAUCAUUGUUUAUGCAGAUUAAGCAUUCUUGUUGCCUUUCAAAGUGCAGUUUAGGAAACGCCAUGGGGGACACUCUGGAAAAAAACUAAAAAACUUUUUUAUUUUUUGGUUUUUAUGAUUUCAAAUCUUUAUACAUGACAUUCAAGAAAUAUAACUAAAAAGUCGUAUAAGCGAUGUGGAUGAUGUGACUGAAAAAAGCCUCCGAAUUUAUUUUGACCUUGCUGGACCUCACGCUGGAACCGGUCGGUAAUCGUAUGCAUAAGGUGAGCGGUGCAAAUGUUAAUUAAAGCUUUUUUCACAGAGCACUGGCAAAAUGUCAGAUCAGACUACACUGUUCUGUCAGAGCUGCAACAACCAGUAUCUUGACCUUUCUCAGGGCUAAAAUUUUGUGUUAUUUUCAGUAAAAUUUAUAUCAGUAUGCUAAUACACAGUGGCAGGCAAUAGUUUGGAAGCGACCGUUUAUUUAUAUUAGGUGUCUAAAUUGUUCUUCAUACUGUUUUAUGGAAUAAAAGGAAUGCAGUUUGGGGGAAAUGUUAACAUAAAAUGUGUUAUAGGUCAAUUGUUAUUCACUAUAUAAAUAUAUAUUUACAGCAUGCAAAUGAAUGAGCUUUGGAAUGGAGUUGAUUCUGUAUUUCUUACAUGUUGCAAAUUUCUAAGGAAAAUAAAAAAAAAUGUGAAAAACAAA
Fundulus heteroclitus (mummichog) is the source of this 3746-nucleotide messenger RNA. Its product is annotated as voltage-dependent calcium channel gamma-1 subunit. The record is from RefSeq and is a predicted model, not a curated record. Gene Ontology annotation, molecular function: calcium channel regulator activity; voltage-gated calcium channel activity. Gene Ontology annotation, cellular component: L-type voltage-gated calcium channel complex; membrane. The coding region runs from base 333 to 1022 and encodes 229 amino acids. Gene Ontology annotation, biological process: calcium ion transmembrane transport; regulation of calcium ion transmembrane transport via high voltage-gated calcium channel. Lineage: Eukaryota; Metazoa; Chordata; Actinopteri; Cyprinodontiformes; Fundulidae. The transcript is spliced from 4 exons.